This is a messenger RNA of Rana temporaria (common frog), 5259 nucleotides long. It is a transcript of the gene ARAP2, whose product is annotated as ArfGAP with RhoGAP domain, ankyrin repeat and PH domain 2. The record is from RefSeq and is a predicted model, not a curated record. Gene Ontology annotation, biological process: signal transduction. Lineage: Eukaryota; Metazoa; Chordata; Amphibia; Anura; Ranidae. The coding region runs from base 296 to 4993 and encodes 1565 amino acids. The transcript has 33 exons. Gene Ontology annotation, molecular function: GTPase activator activity; protein binding.
ACGAACUGUAAGUGUAAUUUCACUUAUUUUAAACGAAUAAAUUAAGGUUUUACACUAUGUGAGCCCCUUUUAUUCCUACAUACCCUCGGAUGGCAUAUCGGGAGUCCUUCUAAGGAUACGAAUUACGAGGUUUCCAUCAUCUGGGUUUCAUAUCGGACACCAUCUAUCCAUAUCUCUUACCAGGCUGUUUUUGAUCUCUUAUAAUUUGGAGAUCAACUCCAUUCGGUACUGAAGACUCGCAGAAACCACAUCUGCCUUUGUCUACUGACAAUGCAUUAUGUUUUAGAAGUUCAUAAUGACAACCAACAAUAAAUACGAUGUUGACCAGAUGCUAACUGAUAUCCAUUUAGAAAUUUAUCAUCCGCUUUUUCAGACAGCAGGCUACAGAACAAUAUCAGACUGUACGCAGUUAAAUCAUGAAAGACUUCAAACAAUGGGAAUAUGGCUUACUGGACAUCAGAAAAGGAUUCUUAAAAAGACACACGAAUUACUGGAGCAGUAUUGGACUCCCGAGGAUGAAAAUGUUGAUACAGUGAAGACAAGUGAGGACAGAUUUUUAGAACAUGGCGUCAACGUGCUGCUACCUGAACAGAGCCUGCCUAAUGAAUCCAACAAAAACUCUGCAAAUUAUUUAACAGAUUAUUUGACAGUUGGUGAAGGUGUUUCUACCGAUUCCAAGCAUAAGGACCAGGACAUGUGUCCUGAACAAUCCAAAAUAUCUGAAUAUGACACAACACUAGAUUUCAGGGAAAAAACUGACUCGGAGGGCUCUGGCUUUUUUGAGUUCCAGGGAUCCAUGGUUGAAAAUGAUUUAUAUGGAACAAGGGAUGUGGAUGAAGUUCAUAAAACAAAAACAAAGAAAGUUCCAACUCGAUCAUUCAUAUUAAGAAACAGACCUGUUCCAGAUUUACCCGUUUCUGCCAGUAGUACAUCCUACAGCAGACAUUCUGGGGAAAUUAUGACACAUACCAAUCCCAAAGGAGACUUUACUAUCAACUUAGAAAACAAGCAAUCUGGAGAUGAAAGCAGUAAUCCAAUCUCACCAUAUGAAGAGACGUUCUUUUUCAGCAAUUCAGAGAGCACAAAGGAAGCUACCGGGGAUGCAUCUUCAGUUAUUUGCAAUGAUGGACCUGGAAGUAGUGAAAGUCUACUACAAAACGCUCAGUGUACGACUCCAUCGAAUGCUAUGUCUUCAGUAGUGAACAGUGGCUCAGAGGAAUCAAUAUAUUCUACCUUGGAAGACUGUGCACGUGAGAUGAGCUUAAAGCCUGCUGAUGACCUCAGAAGUCAAUCCGAUAGUCAUUCCCUAAGUGAUACUAUCAGUAGCCAUUCAUCAGAAUCUGGAUGUCAAGAAGAAUUCUCAAUUACUCCGUAUGCAAGCUUCUAUGGACCAUGUGCAAUAAGUAAAGCUGGAUGGUUAGAUAAACUUUCACCUCACAGCACAUGCAUGUUUCAGAAGAGAUGGGUAAAGUUUGAUGGACAUCAUAUUUCCUACUAUCACAAUGAUCGGGAUGUGUUUUCAAAAGGGAAAAUUUUACUGUCUGCAGUAAUAAAAAUUCAGAAAUUGGGUGACAACAAAUUUGAAAUGAUGACAUCACAAAGAACGUUUGUUUUCCGGGCAGAAAAGGAAGCACUCAGACAUGAUUGGCUAACCGUACUAGAACAGGCAAUGAAAACACAAACCAACAAGAGUCCUAAGGCCAGUGAUGGUGACAAAAGUGGAUACCUUGAACUGAAAGGAUAUAAAAUCAAAAUAUUUACUGUGAUAGAUGGAAGUAAAUUAUGCCUGAGCAAAAGCAAACAGGAAUACAAUGCAGGGAUUGUCAUCACUGAUAUCAGUAUGACAAUGGCCACUUUAAAAAACACUGAGCGGAAAAUCUUUGAGAUCACAACUCCUUUUAGAAAUUUUUGCUUUACAGCAGACUCGGAAAGAGAAAAGCAAGACUGGAUUGAAACAUUAGAACAAUCAAUAGCAGAGACAGUAGCUGAUUAUGAAGUAGCUGAAAAGAUUUGGUUCAAUGAAUCGAACAGGAGUUGUGCAGACUGUCGUGCUCCAAACCCUGACUGGGCAUCUAUCAACUUAGGGGUUGUUAUUUGCCGGAGCUGUGCAGGUCAACACAGAGCAUUAGGAAGCAAAGUUUCAAAGGUGCACAGUUUAAAACUGAAUACAUCAAUCUGGACCAAUGAACUUGUUGAGCUUUUCAUUGUUCUGGGAAAUGAAAAAGUUAAUAGCUUCUGGGAAGCAAAUCUUUUGCCCGAAGACCAGCUUCCUGUGACCUCCAGUAUUAGUCAGAGAAGAUUGUUUAUCACGCAAAAAUAUAAAGAGGGAAGAUGUAAGAAGAUACUUUCUCCUGGUUUAUCUCUUCAACAGUUAAAUGAGGCUUUAUGUACCGCAGUGACCAAAGUUGAUGUACUGGAAACGAUGAUCUUAGUUUUUAGUGGAGCUGAUGUCAUGUGCACCACUGGAGAUGCAGACUUCAGCACUCCAUACCUUCUAGCAAAGAUGGCUGGACAGCGUUUGCAAAUGGAAUUUUUACAUCAUAACAGAUUCUCAGAUUACCAAUCUAUAGAUCAUGGAAAUGGAAAUAAUGAGAAUCUAUUCUAUUGUGGAUUUUUAUACAAAGCUUCUUCAAGUUCUUCUAAGUUGUCCACCAGCAGGAAAAUGAAAGAAGAUAUGACAAAGUGGUGGUGCACCAUCGAGAACAGUUUACUGAGCUAUUAUGAAGAUGAAGAAAAUACUGCACCAGAGGGUUGCAUUGAUUUAAGUGAAGCAGUGUGUAUGGUUGUUUAUCCAUCAGAUUUCAUCCUGGAUUCAGGGGCCAUCUUUACCUUUGAGAUAUACUUAUUGUCGGAACGUAUGUUUCUUUUUGGAGCUGAAAGUGUAGAGUCUCAACGAGAAUGGGCCAAAGCACUAUCUAAGAACUUUGUGCCUACUGUGGAUGGGUCCUUAGUAGAAUUGGAGUUUGAUGUUAUCGGAUUUUUAUAUUACAAGAAUUCAUAUACUCUCAUGGAAUGGAAAGAAGGAUGGUUUGCCUUGGAAAAAGCCUCUCUGCAUUAUACUCACAAUCAAGAAAAUGUUCAAAGAGAUAAAAUACAAUUGAUGAAGCUACAGGAACUUACAAAAACGUCAUCUGUUGAAAAUGGAGAGAAGAGGAAUGUUUUGUUGCUGGUUGAAAAUGGAAGGACAUUAUACAUCCAUGCACAUACAGUACUGGAUUUCAUGGUCUGGUGUUGUGCAAUUGAAAAAGCAGCAGGUACAGAUGGUAAUGCGCUACAGGAUCAGCAGCUCUGCAAAAACAACAUUCCUAUUAUUGUGAACAGCUGCAUGGCAUUUGUUACGCAGUAUGGUUUGGGAAGCAAAUCUCUGUAUCUAAAGAGCGGGAACCCGCUGAAAGUAAGGGAGUUGUUAGAAGAUUUUAAAAAGGACGCACGGAGCAUUAAGCUAAAAGUCGGAAAACAUCAACUGGAAGAUGUGACGGACGUGCUGAAAUAUUUUUUAUAUGAAAUAGACGAUGCACUCCUGACAAAAGAACUUUAUCCAUAUUGGAUCUCUGCCCUAGAUAUUCAGGAUGAACUGGAACGGGUGCUAAAAUAUAAAAACUUAAUUGAUACACUUCUAGUACUGAAUAAAACCACCUUGGCUGCCAUAAUUGAACACCUUUACAGAAUACAGAAAUGCUCUGAUGUCAAUCAACUGGAUACACAUGUUUUGGCUCAGACGUUUUCCUCGUGCCUUUUUCAAACCAAAGGACAUAACGACAAAGAGGUUUGCGUUGUAGAGGAGCUCAUUAAAUUCUAUGCAGAGAUUUUUGAUGUUAGUGAGGUACAGCUGAAACAGAUGGACAUUGAAAACCGUUUUAUUACCAGGUGGAAUGAUGCUCAGGUUCUAAUUCCCCAGUCUGGUGACUUGCUGCUUGAUGUGUAUUUGGAAAGAAAAGAUCCCAACACAUGUGUUAUUAUUAGGGUGUCAUCUACUAUGAGGGCUGCAGAGGUUACCAGCUGUGUAGUUGGUAUAAAAAAUAUCACUUUGACUAAUGAAAUGUUUUGGACCACAUUUGAAGUCAUCGAGCAUGGGGAACUUGAGCGUCCCAUGCAUUUUAAGGAAAAGAUAUUGGAAACCGUUUUAGAAUGGAGCAUGCUUCCUGACCCUGGAAGCGCAUACCUAAUUGUAAAACCUUUUAUCAUCCGUGAACAUCUUCUUAAUUUUGAUAAAAAUCCUUCUCGGCACAUUCAGUCAGGGAACAUGAAAUACAAAGAAGAUUCAUCCAAACUUCUCUCCGGAAAUAAGUUUCAAGAGAGAUAUUUUGUUUUGAGAGAAAGGAAGCUUCUUAUCUACAAAGACAUAAAGAACAUUAAACCAGAUAAAGUGUUGCCUGUGGUGGUAUGCAAAUUUUUUAUGGGCGUCAAAAAGAAGAUAAAACCACCAACAAGAUUUGGAUUAACUGCUUGUUUUGAAAAACAUCAAUGGCAUCUCUGUUGUGAUACACAGGAGGCACAAAUGGAAUGGAUGAUUAGUAUUCUCAAUGCACAGUGUGCUGGUGAAUUUCUUCCAAAAAGUAAAACAGAACAAAUCCUAACAGUAAAAAACCUACAGAUGAGAGGGGUGUAUGAAAACAAACAAAAGGACGCCGCUACAAUUCAGCCUAUGCCAAUGUCUGAAAAAACAAGGAGAAAAAUGCGACCUGCAAUAUCCAAGGAAGGACUCACCAACACAAUGCAACAGAGAAUGUCUCUGAUGGCAGAGGUUUUCGACAGUAAAGAAGAAAGGCUUACAAACCAGAAGAAACGAUACAGUUUGGUUGACCUUGACAGUCCUAAGAAUUACAGUGGUGACACAAAAGAACUAAACACAAUAGAUGUCAAGAGACUACACAAUCCCACUGAUCAGCUGAAUAAAGAACUGUCAGCCAACGCACAACUGCCACAGAAUGUUAUCAAGGAGCUAAACCUAGUUCUUCGCAAAAACAGAAAAGACCAGAAUGAAAGCCUGUAAUUCAAAAGCAAUUUUACUUAUAACAUUGAGUAUAUAAGUUCAAUUAAAGGAAAAUUUCAGCUUAUAACAUUUUGAUUUCAAGCAAUACAAAAUGUGAAAACUAUUGUUUGGUACUUCACAAAUUGUUAAGCAAAUGAAGCAAUAAGUGGACAUAAAAUGAAUUAUACACGGUGGGUGGAUCUAUAUGUUUUUUUGUGGUUUUUUUUCCUCCAAGCCGUCCAACUCUGUCUUCUCAAUCAAUAAAAAUUGGUCAUAUUGUAAAAGCA